GACUCACCGGCUCAUUAUUGAUUUGUCCGAAAUUUCUUUAAGUUGUUUGAUCCUCACGUCCUCAGACACGGGGAGACUAGCAUAAAGUGUGCCUGCGCUUGGAACCUUUUCCCUUUUCUCCUUACUUGGAAACAAAUUAAGUGGUGAGCGUCUAUAAAGCUAUUAAAAUAAUCGGAUCUCGCGUAAAAAUGUUUUUUUUUAAAUUUUAAAUGAUGUGUGUGUUAGUAAAUUGACUCAUCCAUAAUUAUAGUUGUUUGCUCUUUAUGCUUGGCAAAUUUUUUUGCUGCACGCAUAGUUAGUCAAAUAUAUUUUUUACCAUCAUAUAUAAUUUUUUCAUUAGGUUUAUAUAAAGGUGUAAAAAAUAAUUAUAGCAUUUAAGACUACGUGAGAAUAAUCGCAAUGCACAUUAUAUAUCGAUAUUAUCAACGAAUAUUCAAUAUGGAAUAACUCGCACAGUUAUACGGACAAUUUAAUCACGUGUAUAAAAUUAUUUAUGAAUUUUUUUCUGUUAUAAACCAAAUUUAAAAUAAACUCAAAACUUUUUAGGGCACGAUGUCAGUAACUGGAAGAUGUAGAUUUGUUGUUGGAACUCUGGAUGGCAAGCGCGUAUCUUAUAUCGUGGACGAUCCAGCACCUCCACCUGCUUCAAGGAAUACCAGCCGCCCUUUAACCACAGGCAACAUGGACGGUGAGACCUACUCACGUGGGCUCCGACCUUCACUGUCGGCUUCGUCGGUCCAGCAAGACGAUACCGACACCAAAAUCAAUGGCUCUGUUGUACUGAACAACCAGCAACUGGACGAAUUAAUGGACAUUCUGCACCAAGUUGGUGAGCAACAGCAGAACAGGCAAGCGUGGUCUGGAGAUGAAACCAGUCUGAAUGAGCAGUAUGUGAAAGAGUGCCAGUCAGCCGUGCACGAGGAGCCCACCAGAGACUAUGAUCAUGAAUCGAGAGACUCGGGAUACUUUGGCACAGGCGUAAUGAAGCCCAGUCUGCUUGAGGUCAAGAAACAGCAGUGGGCACGGGAGAAAGCUGAAAUGCAGGGACUCUUGUCCCCAUGGGGUGCUGGAGACUCUGAGGUUGGGACAAGUAGUUACCAAGCAGCCUAUUCGCAGAAGCAGGAAAAUUAUUCUGGCAAGAACAGUGUUAUUCCAACUAUUUCUUACCAAGAGCACAAACAUAAUUUCGACAGUAAUUAUCCAAGCGAUAUAUCUUUCAACCACACGCUAGACAGCAGAAUGAGCAGGAGUCCUGCAAAUCAUGAGGGCAGACAGACCAAAAUGAAUGGCAGUGGGGACGAGGGACGAAUGAAAUGGGGAGACAGGGGAGUCACCGUGGGACACCUGUGGGAGCCAUCAAGUUCUCCUUCAAGACUGCCUGAGCCAAAAAGCUCGAGUCCUGCGUGGCUUGAAAAAACUUUGGGCUCAGGGGGAGAAGCCGAAGACCAGAAUGUAAUUUAUGGGAGAAAGGUACACAUCGAGCCUGCUGAAUUGGAGGAAAGGGAGAAACGGCGGAAGAAGGCUCUUGAGAACCAACAAGCAAUCCGACAGCAGCUUGAAGAACGUGAGCGGAUCAGAAGAGAAGAGAGGGAAAGAAAAAUUUUAGAAGAGAAGUUGGAAGAGGAGAGAAUUAGAAAAGAGAGUGAAGUCAUUGAAGAGAGAUAUAAAAAAGAGAGACAGCGUGAGAAAAAGAAUGCAGAGGAGGAAGAUGAAGAAUUCAUAAGGAACCAACAAGCAGGAAGAAGAAGUAAUAAACAAAGAUCUGGAUGGUCUAACAAGGAUUUAUCCCCAAGGACGCGGAACAGACAGCGCCGGGAGACUGAAAGCCAAUCGCAACAGCAAAGGAAAAACGAGAAAUGUACGUCACAUGAUCCAGAGAUUUUAACAUUGAACCACCCUCCAGAUGACGGCAAGAAGUUUUCCAUGCAUGAAGACUACAAGCGGCUUCACGAGGAUUAUAGUAGCAGACCGAUGGAAUUACCAGCAGGCGGUGACAACGAAAUGAUUUUACUUGGCAAUGAGGUAGCAGUACUAUUAGCGCCUGAACUGGAAAGACGUAUUUUAAUGAGUAGGUCUGGCCGUGAUGUUGCUGUACAAACCGACCUCUCGAUAUUUACUCGACGCCAAAAGUCAAUGCAGCAGCCACAACCUUUGAUGGCGCACACAAAACCAAUUUGGGGUGCUAACAGAACAAACAAAAAAUACAUGAAACAGAGCGACAAAGACAUGUAUAGACAAAGGGGAAGCAGUUUAAAUUCUCGGUCUAACAAGGUGACCACUGAUAGCUGCACUGAUGAUUCAGAUAAGUACCCAAGGUCAUCAUCAUCACCGCAGCUAGAUAGGAGAAAAAGAGCGCAGUCCUUAGGAAAAACAAACAACAACAUUCGCCGUUCAAGUCAAGAGGAUAUUUCAAAAUUUGGCAGUCGCAACACAAGGAGAGACACCCAGAACGAGAAAAUGUUAAAUGUGCAAGUCCCCAUCUCUUGGUCGGUCGACGUGCGUGACAAUCAACAGCUUGAGAGAGCUUCCCCGAAAAGAAUGUCAAAUUCGCCACCAGUUCCUGCACUUCAAAUGAACAAAAAGCAUAAUAUGGUGGAGGUAGAGAGACGCAUAUCGCCAAGUCCUGCGCCAAAUCAAAAUUUUGUGUGCCCGCCCUCACCGCCUGUGCCUGCUGUGCUUCGCCAGUUGCAGGAGCAGACCCUACCUCCACUAGUAUACACAGGGAAUGAGGUCAAGGUGUUAAAAUCAGCUCCUCCAGUGUUGAAAUCAUUUCCAUUACAAUCAACCGAUGAUGAAAAAAUUGCCCUUCCUGAAAUAAAGCAGCACCUGAUGAAUUUACCAAGCGAGUCUUCCGACUUGCUUUCACAACUGUCAACAAUCAGAAAGACUUUGCAGAGUAAGCACAACGAAUGGCAGGCACUUGCAGACGAAGCAUGAAAAAUGGAUAUUGUGAGA
Molecule: messenger RNA, 2955 nt
Organism: Cloeon dipterum
Lineage: Eukaryota; Metazoa; Arthropoda; Insecta; Ephemeroptera; Baetidae
Product: coiled-coil domain-containing protein 66-like
Exons: 14
Coding region: 553-2937 (794 amino acids)
Biological process (GO): cilium assembly
Cellular component (GO): cilium; microtubule
Molecular function (GO): microtubule binding
Source: RefSeq, a predicted model, not a curated record